UGCAACGGGUCUGUUACUAAUCCACGCAGCCUCGACGGAGAUGUCGUGCUAAAACACUCCACGGCAUUUUAGCGUAGUCUGAGCCGCAGCUUGGUUACCAUGAUUAGUCUUUACCUCCGGUGGAAAAUGGGCCCCGCCUGCAUAUGUGAAAUCGUGCAUAUUCACAGAACGAUACGCACGGGAUUGGUCGCGCAUCAUUGUCCUCGAUCUGUUUGCAUGUGCGUAAGCUGCACCGUACUCAAUACCGUCACAAUGUGGAUCAAGGGCUUGGCAAGAUUUUGUGACUUCGGGCUUGACAUCAGAGACUUGACUGCCGUACUUCACCUGCAGAAAGACGUGUCCGUGAGUGAUUAGGCACCGUCCACCGUCGGCUACUGUGCAGACGAAAGAGUCCAUGCCGGCCGUUGCAUUCCUGUUCCUCUUUCCAACCAUCGCCGGUACGUGUGCAGGUAGAUGGUCGGUCAGGUG
Dissoconium aciculare CBS 342.82 is the source of this 468-nucleotide messenger RNA. RefSeq lists its product as uncharacterized. Bases 100 to 354 code for a protein of 84 amino acids. The record is from RefSeq and is a predicted model, not a curated record. The transcript has a single exon. NCBI's taxonomy places the organism in Eukaryota, Fungi, Ascomycota, Dothideomycetes, Mycosphaerellales, Dissoconiaceae.